AUGCUAGGCACCUACCAGGCGGCACAUGAUCUGCUGAACAAGCGAAGCCACAUCUAUAGUUCCCGCCCCAGAGCUGUCAUGGGUGGAGAGUGUCUCAGCAGAGGCUUGCGAACUCUUCUUAUGCCGUGUGGUCAACAAUGGCGAAAUCACCAACGUCUCCAAGCUUCAUACCCCAACGUUCGGAUAUCCCAGAGCUACCGAUGCCUCCAAGACCUCGAGAGCAAACAGCUUGUGUACGAAUUCCUCCGGCCAGGAGUUGACUUUGUGGAUCGCUACCAUCGAUACUCCUCUAGCCUUAUCUUCACUCCCGUCUACGGCCGACGUCUCCCUACUGGCAACGAGCUGGAAAUCAAGGCGAUCGACGAGGUGAUGAAAAACUUUCUCUACGCCGCUCGCGUCGGAACCUGGCUGGAUGACGCGGUACCCGUUCUGAACUACCUACCCAAGUUUCUUGCGUCGUGGAGGCGACUCGGUGAUAGGCUUCAUAAGCUGGAGUCUACUCUUUCUAUAAACAACAUGAUCCAGGGUCUCAAUUCUGCAUCGUGGAACUGGUCAAAACACGUCAAAGGGAUGAAAGAGGGACGGGAGAUGUCGACGAAGGAACUGGCAUAUGAUGUCGGUAUUAUCUACGAGGCUGGGAGCGAUACGACAUCCAUGGCUCUCGAGAUCUUUACGCUGGCGAUGCUGGUAUAUCCCGAUGUAAUGAAGAAGGCGCAGGCUGAAAUCGACAGUCAAGUUGGCAAUCGAUAUCCUGGCUUUGAGGACAAAGAUUGCCUACCUGAUCUGGACGCUAUGAUUAAAGAAGUCUUACGCUGGCACCCGGUGAGUGCUGGCGGGAUCCCACAUGCCGUUAUUCAGGACGACGAGUAUUUUGGCUACCAUAUCCCGGCUGGCGCGGCCGUCAUUGGGAACCACUGGUCAAUCCACCUUGACGAAGGCGUCUACAAGGACCCAUACGACUUCAUCCCUGACCGGUGGAUCGAGGAUCCUUCCCUCCCGUUAGUGCCGUUCGGCUUUGAGAGGUGGAUCUGCACUGGCCAGCAUCUCGCACGUAACAGCCUCUUUAUCAACAUGGUGAGAAUCCUCUGGGCGUUUGACAUCACGCAUGCAUACGAGAGCGUGAUGGAGAUAGACGAGAAAGGUCAGAGAGUGGAAGUCUGGAGAAAGAGUGAAGUUGAUCCGCUUGCCUUCACGCAGGGAUUGAACUCCAAGCCGAUGCCUUUCAAGGUCGAGUUCAAAGUGAGAUCUCCGGAGAGAGCGCAGAUUGUCCGAGAACAAUGGGACAGCGCGGAUAAAAGAAUUGACGUAUUGUUGGAAAAUAUCCGGGCUGAUAUGGGCGGGAAGUAA
Cladophialophora bantiana CBS 173.52 is the source of this 1347-nucleotide messenger RNA. RefSeq lists its product as uncharacterized. Gene Ontology annotation, molecular function: oxidoreductase activity, acting on paired donors, with incorporation or reduction of molecular oxygen; iron ion binding; monooxygenase activity. The transcript has a single exon. Lineage: Eukaryota; Fungi; Ascomycota; Eurotiomycetes; Chaetothyriales; Herpotrichiellaceae. The record is from RefSeq and is a predicted model, not a curated record. Bases 1 to 1347 code for a protein of 448 amino acids.